Messenger RNA from Tetranychus urticae (two-spotted spider mite), 540 nucleotides. The record is from RefSeq and is a predicted model, not a curated record. NCBI's taxonomy places the organism in Eukaryota, Metazoa, Arthropoda, Arachnida, Trombidiformes, Tetranychidae.
CGUGAUAAUCACAUCAUCAAAAAGCAUAAAAUGACCAAACAUCAAGUGGCAAAGGUUUCUGGAAAAUUCGUUGCUAUUACCGGAAGUUUACUCCUUGAAGCUAAUGGAAAGUUAAUUUUGCUUCGCAUAUCUAAUGAAUUUGUUGAAUGCUGGUCGGAUCCAAAAGCUGAAAACAUCAACUCUAUAGCCUAUUCUUUUAAAGAUAAUUUUAUUGCUACUAUUUUAGACAAAAAUAUGUAUAUACUGACUGAGGCUUUGGAUUUCAUGACAUUCAAAAUUGAUCAAGAUGGAGAGCUCAAAAUUAUUAAACUUAAACGAUUAAAAGAACAGUUAGAUUUCGAUGAUUUAUUUCUAACUUCAGGCCAGGCCCAUGAUAAAGUUUUUUUGGUUGACAAGUCAACAGGAAACGUCUAUCGUUUCAAUAUCACAACUCAACGAUGGAGCCAAAUUGGUCUACUGGUAAAUUAUAACUGCUGUAAAACUGAUCGCAAAAGAAGUCUAGUAGCUGUUAACAUUUACCUCAGCUUUUUUUAUCAAUAA